Kwoniella shivajii is the source of this 3057-nucleotide messenger RNA. RefSeq lists its product as uncharacterized. The transcript is spliced from 18 exons. The coding region runs from base 1 to 3057 and encodes 1018 amino acids. Lineage: Eukaryota; Fungi; Basidiomycota; Tremellomycetes; Tremellales; Cryptococcaceae. The record is from RefSeq and is a predicted model, not a curated record.
AUGUCACAGCACAACCAUGGCCGUCAAUUCGGUCCCCAAAAACCGUAUAUUGAACCACCUGCUCAGAAUUAUAGUUUCGCUGCUGCAACUCGUCAACAAGAACCCUUUCAACCUCGCACUUCUCAGCGACCUUCACACCCAGCUGACCAGCUUCCAGACAACCAACAAGCUAAGGGAGCAUAUAGUGAACUAACUCCUCCUGUCCGGUCACGUUCAGACGAUGUUGCUUGUAAACCUAAUCGAGCCUCGUUUCCUUCAGCCUCGGCGAAGCCACUAGGAAUCAUUCAACCUAAGCCAAUCCUCAAAAAGGCUGCACCACUCAAAGGAGAACCUCAAGAAGCCGAAUUUCAGCAUCACCGUCAACAUCAGAUUUCAGCCACCAUCAGGACGAGGACUGAUGAUACUGGGGAAUCAAAGGCUGGUAUAUUCAACAAAACUUUUCAGCAAGAAUCAAAUUCACUCCCCAAUCAAGAAGUAUCAACCCCAAGAAGAGCAUAUGACGAUCAACAGUAUGUUUCGCCUCCCAAAUCUCGACAGCUGAAGCCUCAACAUUCUAUGCCUCACCCUGGAACUCAGAUUCCCUCACCACAAUCCCAACCUAUCCAAGCGUCAGCACCUCGACAACCAAGUCGUGAUAUUGGCCGGGGGGCUGAUGAUUCAGCGGAACUGAGGUACAGUACAAAUAACCCGCCGAAAACUUAUGUGCCACGAGACAAUGCCGGUUACAGUGAUCGCCGAAUCCCAAGUCUGUCCUCAACUUCGCCCAGACUCGUCGAAGAGACAGACGAAAGCUAUGGCUCGGUUGGACAAAAGGUUGACGAUGUUCUUCAUUCUGCACGGGACAUAUUCGAGGCAAUGAGGAUCAAAGAAUCGUGGUAUCCCAAAGCCGUCCAAGCUCGUGACAACGAGAUAGAAAGACUCAAUACAAUUAAUGAGCGACUUGCUCAUGAUGUACACAAAGCGAUUGACACCAAAACAAGAACUAUUGCACAAGCAACUGCGUGGUCGAAACAAGUCAAACAGAAACAAAGGGAAGAAUCUGAAGCUCGAGUGGCGAUGGAUCAGGUGGCACAUGAGAAACACGAAACUGUCUCAAAAUUAGCUAACCAAGCAAUGGAAGAGAUGAAAGACUUCAAAGAGCAAAGCAUUGGUCCCAUCGAUCGCGAGGUGAAAGCUUUGACGAGUACCUUUUCGACGCUCCGCGCUGCUCUCAACGUAGUCAAAGAAGAGGCUUUCAAGAGCCACAGGAUUGCUGAGGAUCUGGCAAAAUGUCAGGAGGAAAUUGUGUCACUCAAGACCGCAGCGAGAACUAAGGACUCGCACAUACUUCAACUAGAGACUAAGCUGGAGCACUAUGAGGCCGCGGUUGCGCCAGCCUUGGCAAAGCUAGAUGGCAAGGUAGCCGAUUUACAAAAGGAAAAAGGUCCCUAUGCAGAGGGCAUCGACAUUUUGAUUGCGAAAAAUACCCAGUUGCAUGAGCAGCUCUUAGUGUCCCACAGCAAAUUGAACAACUGCCAAAGCGAUCUCGAAAGACUUCGGGAAACCAAGGAUACCUACGAGAAUCGUCUGGAAGAAUAUGCUGAUAUCCUCCGACAAAAAGGAUGUGAUGCAGAUGACCUCUCCUCAAUGAUAGACCAAUUGGAGAGCAGACAUCAAAAAGAGAUCAAGGAGGUGGAGAAAAGGUACUCCAAAGAACUGAAAGAUGACAAAUUUAGGCUUGAACAUGCCGCCGGCUUGAUCGAUCAUCUGAACAAAGACAUGGAGAGUAUGAAGCAGCAGGAGGCAGCAUAUCAAACAACCAUCCUUGAGAAGGAAGGUCUAGUAACAAAGGUCGAUGAGAUGAAAGAGAAAUUGAUUCAGAUGGAGCGAACAAUCCGGGAUACGGAGUCUGCUAAAGCAGAAGUAGAAAAGCAAUCUCGAGAAUCUCAACUGAGAGCGCAGGAAUACUUGUCAAAGCUAUCGGCAACGGAAGAAAUCCUCAAUGACAUGAAGAAGAAAAGCCGUGAUCAGGAGAAAGAGAAUCUCAAACAGUAUAAUGACAAUCUCAAGGCGAUGGAACUCUCAAUACUAAAAAAGCUUCCUAUUACCAGCAAUAACGUAGAUGAGAAGUCGACACUCAAGAAGCUGGAAGACCAGUUGCGAGCUUGCAGAGAGGAGCUGGAAGUAAAAUUGGUGGAAAUCGCAGAACUGAAACAUAAAUCCAUUGAAGAUGUACCGGUGCACAGAUGGAAGAAUAAUCGUCCUACCCCAGGAGAGAUUGAACUUUACAAGCUCGCUGAAGAGAAUUGCAGAAGCGACCAAAAAGAAAAAGAAAAGGCUACUUCUAACCUCAUCAAAUCGCUCGAAGCCCAGCUUACCAAGCAUAAUAAAGAACGAGAUGAGCCAGCGAAGGACAAGCAAUUGGAAGAACAAAGACAGCGCAUUCAGGCAAUGUCAAGCUGCACACCAAUAGUUCCUUCAGAUACCCUCGACCCGAUACCGUUAACAUCUGGAUCACAUACUGGCUUGACCCAGUCAAAACGUGUUAAACGUCGAGUGUCCGUUCCAGAUGAAUCUGAACAAGACGAAUUAGCCUCUCCUGAGAUCAAAAAUAAGAAAGCUAAACUCGCAGAGGCUUCGAAGCAUCUUGAUUUAACUGAAGAUGAAGCAAACAGCCGUCUCCGUCGCCUUGCGGCUUCAAACGCCCCUCCUUCCCCAGGCGUUGCGGAAGGAAGUAAAGCUUCGGGAAGAGGUAAAGUGAAAGCUAAGGAGAAGAACUUGGAGAGGGUUGACGACCAGGACGAAGGAUCAACUGAAAGGAAAGAAAAAAGAAGUGUCGGAUCUGCAAAGAAGAAUGGCGAUGUCGUAGAUUCUCCUUCCGAAUCAAUAGGGGAUAUUUCUACUCCAUGUACUCAAGAUGCUACUCCUUCCUCCCAGAUUAGAUACAACAAGGCCAAACCUACUGCCGCUCAGAACAAUAUUUCUAAACAGAAGGCUUAUGGCAAGAAAACGAAAAAUGCGGCUAAAGCUAGGGAUGGUAAGGGAGAUGACGAUGAAUAUUACGGCCCUGGGAUGUAA